Ichthyophthirius multifiliis is the source of this 1553-nucleotide messenger RNA. RefSeq lists its product as hypothetical. Lineage: Eukaryota; Ciliophora; Oligohymenophorea; Hymenostomatida. Gene Ontology annotation, molecular function: aldehyde dehydrogenase (NAD+) activity. The record is from RefSeq and is a predicted model, not a curated record. The transcript has a single exon.
AUGAAUAAUAAUAAUCGUUUUAAAAAACCAACUUAUUUCUAAACAAAGCUAUUCAUAAAUAAUUAAUUUGUUGACGGAGUAAAAAAGACUUAUAUCCCAGUUUACAAUCCUGCUACAGAAGAAAAGAUAUGUGAAAUAAGUGAAGGAACAGAAUAAGACAUAGAAUUAGCUAUAGAUGCUGCUGCCUAAGCCUUUAAAAAAUGGAAAAAAGUUGCUGCAGCUGAACGAUCUAGAUUAAUGAUGGUACUAGCAGAUUUACUUGAAAAGCACUUAGAUGAAUUUGUUGCAUUAGAAUCUUUAGACAAUGGCAAACCACUCGAUUAAGCUCUUUUCGAUAUAUAAGAAGUGGUAACUAGCAUCAGAUAUUAUGCAGGCUGGGCUGACAAGUUAACUGGAAAGACCUAUUAGUCUUCUGAAGAUACAUUGUUUUAUAGUCGCCGUGAACCUUUUGGAGUUGUUGGAUUGAUUUCUCCUUGGAAUUAUCCUUUAAUGAUGUGUGAAUGGAAAUUCGGACCUGCUCUUGCUACAGGAAAUUGUAUUGUACAUAAACCUUCAGAAGAAACUCCUUUGACAAUUUUAAGAUUUGCUGAACUUAUUAAAGAAGCUGGAUUUCCACCUGGAGUAUUUAACAUUGUGCCCGGGUAUGGAAAUAUUGCAGGAGAGGCACUCGCUAGAAGUUAAAAAGUAGGAAAAAUUUCUUUCACUGGUUCAACAGCAGUUGGAAGAAAAAUACUUUAGGCAAGUUCAGAAACCAAUUUGAAAAAAGUAGCUCUUGAAUUAGGUGGAAAAUCACCUGUUAUAGUAUGUCCUUCAGCUGAUUUGGACAAAACGAUAGUAGCUAUUUGGUUCGCAUUCACAUAAAAUAUGGGACAAUCAUGUGAUGCUGGAAGCCGUUUGCUUAUUCAUGAAAGCAUUUAUGACGAAUGUUUGAAAAGACUUAUUAAAAUGAACGAAAGUGUAAUUAUUGGGGAUGCUUUUGACGGUGCUAACCAUGGCCCUUAAGUUAAUAAAAUAUAAUUCUAAAGAAUUCUUCAAUUUAUUGAAGAAACUAAAAAUCUUAAAGAUGUCAGAGUUAUCUUAGGUGGAGAAAGGUGGGGAUAAAAAGGAUACUUUAUUAAACCUACUAUUUUUGCUAAUGUUGAUGAUAAUGCUAGAAUUGCUUAAGAAGAAAUUUUUGGACCCGUACUUGCUGUUUUAAAACCUUGGAAAACUAUUGAAGAAGUAAUUGAAAGGGCUAAUAAUAGUAGUUAUGGAUUAGCUUGUGGAAUAAUGAGUUCCAAUUUAACUGAAUGUGAAUUACUUGCUAAAGAAAUUGAUGCUGGAAAUGUUUAUAUUAAUAGCUAUGCAAUUUCACAAAGAUAUAUGCCUUUUGGAGGAUAUAAAUAAUCAGGAUUUGGAAGAGAUGGAGGAGAAGAAGGUUUACUUGAAUAUACGCAAGUAAAAUCAGUUUAUUAUUAACUUUGAUUUAGUUUUUUAAAAAUAUUUUAUUAUCUAAUUAUAAAUUUCAUUUAUUAUUUUUUAUAUUUAUGAAAAUUAUUUUAGUUUUAUACAAA